AUGGUUGGCUACUAUUGGCUUAAUUCACUUGAAGUAACACAAGUUACUCCUGAUCAUGCAGCUAAAAUUAAUGUCGGUGGUAGCAGCACCACUAUCCCUGAGUUUAUUGACAAGAAUAUCCCUGAAUUAGCUAAUGGUGCAACUGACACGUUGUCUCCACUUUUAUUCAACGGUCAUCUGCAAACAGCUUAUACCGCGCUGGCGUCCUUUGAAAGCAUUGAUCAAGUGAACUACAAGAGAAUCAUGUUAAAAUAUCCAGAUGGCGGUGUAGGUGCCUUGGAUUUUGCUAUGAAGGAACCUGAUAAUAAAACUGAAUAUGUACCUGAGGGCCAGACUCCUCUAGAUGCAUUAAACUCACAUAUGCCCGGAAGAUUUUAUACCUACAUGGAUCCUAAUGAUGCCAGACUUCGCUCCAAUGAUAGUAAACCCUUGUUAAUUGCACUACAUGGUCUAACUGGUGGUUCACAUGAGAGUUACGUAAGGUCUAUGGUGAGGACUCUGCAAAAUAAAUAUGAUUUUGAAGCAUGUGUCCUCAACUCUAGAGGGUGUUGUAAUUCUGCUAUUACCACAGCUCAACUUUACAAUGGUGGUUGGACUAAUGAUAUCAGACAUUGUGUAAAAGAGCUGAGAGAAAUGUAUCCCAACAGAAAAUUUUACAUGAUUGGAUUCUCCUUGGGUGCAUCUAUACUUACAAAUUACCUAGGCGAGCAAGGUGAUAAGUCGGAUAUAGAAUUGGCAAUUGCGUUCGGUACACCUUUUGAUCUAAGUCAUUCUGCUAAAUGCAUAUCAGAGUCUAGAAUAGGAAGUAGAGUAUACUCACCGAAGCUUACGCAAAAUCUUCUAAGGUUGGUUAAGAGUCAUGAGGAAGAAUUGACCAAAAAUGAGAAGUUCAGAAUUAAAUAUGAGAGUUACGCGGCCAAUCUGAAAUCGGUUACUAGGUUUGAUGAUCUAUUUACUGGUCCUAUGUUUGGCUAUCGAGACGCUGAGGAUUAUUACCAAAAUUCUUCUUCUUACAAGAGACUGCUAGGUAUUAGGACCCCUUACAUCGCUAUAAAUUCUGCUGACGACCCCAUUGUUGGGUACCAAGCCCUUCAUGAAAAUAUGUUCAGGGCAAAUCCAUACACAACACUGAUUAGAACCUCAAUUGGUGGGCAUAUAGCAUGGUUCAAGGAUAUGAAGGGUGAUAGAUGGUACACUGAACCUGCUUGCAAACUAAUUGCAGAUUACCACAGUAAGAUUGUUAGUCAGGAUCAUGCUAUAAAUGUCAAUAUAAAUGAUUUACCAAAGGAAAGCAUUGAGCCAGUUAAGACGACAUACAGAGAUGACUUAUAG
Messenger RNA from Nakaseomyces glabratus, 1332 nucleotides. RefSeq names its product putative carboxylic ester hydrolase (gene MGL2). Lineage: Eukaryota; Fungi; Ascomycota; Saccharomycetes; Saccharomycetales; Saccharomycetaceae. The record is from RefSeq and is a predicted model, not a curated record. Gene Ontology annotation, molecular function: monoacylglycerol lipase activity; acetylesterase activity. Gene Ontology annotation, biological process: medium-chain fatty acid catabolic process; medium-chain fatty acid biosynthetic process.